Molecule: messenger RNA, 5801 nt
Organism: Seriola aureovittata
Lineage: Eukaryota; Metazoa; Chordata; Actinopteri; Carangiformes; Carangidae
Product: protein FAM222B-like
Exons: 3
Coding region: 218-2314 (698 amino acids)
Source: RefSeq, a predicted model, not a curated record
UAAACGCAGAAGCGGGUCCUUUCUGUUUGCGCAUGCGCGGCAAGUGUUGCUGCCGUAGCCAGACAGCAGCACGGAGAGCCGAGACACCGGGGAGGGUCUCUGCAUUUUAACAGCAAAAUCAACAUUAUAUCUCCACAAAAUGAAGUUACCUUACUCAUAGAUUCAUGAGGAUAUGGUGAGGAGAAGGUGUCCCAUGCUGCAUUAGUGGAAUAGUGACAUGCUGGCCUGUCUGCCAGCAUCAGGUGACCCUACCGUCAGACUUCUCUCCCGCACGCAGAUGAACACUGGACUUCAGAAAUGGGAAACUACACAGAAGAUGAGAUCUGCCAGCUACCCAACCCCAGCAGAGUUGGAUGCCUAUGCUAAGAAAGUUGCCAAUAACCCUCUGACCAUCCAGAUCUUCCCCAACAGUGUCAAAGUACCUCAAAGGAAGCACAUUCGACGCACAGUCAACGGGCUUGACACAUCCUCGUCCAGCCAGCGCCACAGUCCCUACCCCUCUCAGGUAAGCGCCAGUGGGGGCCUGCUGGCUGUCCUCCGAGCGCCUGCCAAAGGCGUCAUCAAAGAGUCAGACGGCUGCCGCGCCCGACACCUUCACAAGGCCAUCAUGAACCCUCACAGUGGGCCGUAUGCCACUCAAAGCACUUUAAAUCUUCCUCAGCCUGCACCUCACCUACAGGGCCCACCUCAGCCUGCAGUCCAGGCUGCCCAGAAGCAGGGCAUGGUUCACCCACAGGCGCUACAGCAGCAGCAAAGCAUGACUCAUCCAAUGACUUUACAGCAGCCUCAAACUAUGCCUCACCCACAGGCUUUACAACAAAGGAACAUGGCUCAUUCACAGGCUCUGCAGCGGCAGCAGAGCUUGUCCCAGGUUCAGACUUCACAGCAGCAAAGAUUGGCUCAUCCACAAGGCAUACAGAGGCAGCAGAGUCUGCCUCACCCCCAGGCUCUACAGCAGAGCCAGUCCUGUCCCUCAGUCGUACCACAGCAGCAUCUAUCUCAUCUGCAGACACUAAAGCAUCAGACAGCUCCUCCCCAAGCUUUACUUACACAACAAGGAGUGACUCAGGAUCUGCGCCACAUAUCUGAUGGAGCUCAGCUUCCGAGCCUGCAGCACACCCAGGGCCUCGUCGGCUCGCAGCCCCUCCCCCAGGCUGUGGGUGCAGGACCCCCUACCAUGCCUAAUAGCCUCCAGCAGCCCCCACCGGGGGCAUAUGGGCCCCGGAAGCUCCCUGAUGCAGAUGCCCCACCAAAUGUAACUGUAUCUACCUCCACCAUCCCACUGUCCAUGGCAGCCAGCCUGCAUCAGAACCGGCCUGGUGACCUGAGCAGCAUUGUGCACCAAAUCAACCAGUUGUGUCAGGCACGGGCCGGCAUGGGCACCACCUCAGUCUGUGAGGGCCAGAUCGCAAACCCCAGCCCCAUCAGCCGCAACCUGCUGAUCAACGCCAGCUCAAGGGUGUCCUCUCACCACCCGGCUCUGGGCUCUGUGCCCAGCUGCCUCAUGGUGGGACCCCCAGACAAAGCUACAGCUCAGCCCCCUGGGGCUGCUCUCCAUUCACAGCCCAAUAUAGCUGCCACUAAUAGUAUACCUGCCUUUCACACUGACCCAGAGAAGGUACAACUCCAGCAGCAGCAGCUUCAGCACCAUUUACAUCAGCAGAAACAACAGCAGCAGCAGCAACAUUUACAGCAGCAGCAACAUUUACAACAACUACAACAGCUGCAGCUGCAGCCACAGCAGCGCUCCUGGGCCCAGCAUCAGCUGGCCCACAUGCAGCAGCCCCCCGAGGGGGCCCAUCCCUGCAAGAACCCAAGGAUGGAAGCUCCAACUGAGUGUGCUUUCCCUUCUCAAAACCUGAACUAUUCCCAUAAGCUACCAAACACUGCACAGUCUUUUCCUCUAAAACACCCAGCAGAAAAACCACGACCUUCAUCCCCUGUUAACUGCCCAGUAGGUUCUAUGCCUUACAUUAAUAGCCACUACAUGCAGCCACCGUGGGGCAGCAUUCCAGCCACGGCAGGUAACAAUGGAUCUGGCCCUCAGGAUCUCCCAGUGGCUUUCCAGGGAGGGCAGGCUGCUGCCUCCGCUGACCGCAUCCCAGGGGCGAAGUACAGGCCAGGGAAGGAGGGUCCUAGCGGCCAGUCGAAGUUGAUGCAGAAUGUGGAUUUCUUAGGAGGGGACUUCCAGAUGCCCAGCUUUCAGGAGCAGAACUUGGAUGUGAUGGAGAAGAUGCACAGGUCAGCCAUGGGCCAAGUUCAGGAGCCCAGUAAUGGCAGAGCUGUCCACACUCAUCACCCAGGCUACCGUUAAAGCGUGUGCUUAUCCCCUCUUGGUGUCUUGAGUUUUGUCUCAACAGCUACUUUCAGCUUCUGUGGUUUAUUCUUUAAGAUCUUGCAAGUGAUCAAUUACAUUUUAUUGCUUCAGAGCUUGAUUUGUAGACCCACCAGGUUGUGAUGUUUCAAAGUAUUCCUCAGGUCUUAAGCCAUGUCGUACCUUUUUUUGCAGAUGAAGGGUUUUUGAGAUUGUUGUCCACAGUUGAGUAGAAUUCCUCUUUUCAUCACUGGCAUGGAUGUGCUGCUCUUUUUUUCAUGUAUAUAUGGUGUUCUAAAAUACUCAUUUGCAGCUGAGAAUAUGCUUGCCAUAUGAUUGUCACAGUGCUUCUCUUAGGUUGACAACAUGGAACAACUCAACUUUUUUCAGCAUUUGUGGCCUUACAACUGCCCAAAGGCAUGAUUUUGGAUGUCCUUGUGUAAUGUUUUUAUUUGCAGUUAUUUAUCCUCUAAAAAGGUUUGUGAUCCAUUUAAAUAAGAAGGUUACAUGUAUAUGCAAUUAAUAAGACUGUUGAUAAGGUUCUUGUCCCAGGAGCUCCCUCUCGUAGUUGAGGUGUACACUGUUAAAGGGCCUAAGUGAGAGCCACGACUCCUCUGUCAGGAAUACAACAUGGCUUUUGAACUGCGCAGUGAGUCGUUCAGGUAGUUUUUGCAUCGAUUUGUGUGUGAUCAAUGUGCAAAAACGACCAACCUCCACUGUUGAGCAGAAUUUUAGUUAUAAAUAAGACAAACCCAGCACUAGCAAAAACAGUAACAUUCUCCAUUCCUGAGAUUCAAGUUGCAACUAGGUUUCUCUCACGGUUUAAAGUGCCCUCUUGUGUGUAAUAGUUAUACUUUUAUUACUGUUUUUGUUGUAUUUCUGUAGAUGGUCCUACUUGAACUGUAGAAAUGACUUUUAAAUGUUAUGGUUAACAUUUGGCAAAAGGAGCAGAAACUCCAUUAGCCCCUGUUUGUCUAUAACUAAUGUGAAACAGAAUGGCAUCCCAUUAUUAUUAAAAUGGUUUAUGUAUGUGAAAAGCAAAUUGAUCACUUGCAAGCAUGCAAGUACUUCAAAUAAUGCAAGUUGGGAAAAUGCUUCAUUUCCCCUCCAACACAUUUCCUCACCACUUUACUACUGUAAUGCAAGUGAAUUGAUGUGGUGUGGACAUUAUCUGUGUGGCUUGUGGUGGGCUGUUCAUCUACUAAUCACUGGCCUUACCCUGUGUUGUAUUUCUGCUACCUAUAAAGAAACAAGAACAUUAACUGCAGGUUGUUUUGCUAGAUGUGUCUAGCACAAAGCUCUGGACCCAUUUCCUCCUCUUAAGUCCUUCUUUCGGGUUGAUGUUUGUCCGGGCAUAUGUUGCUCUGCUAUCCUCUAGCCUUCUGGAAAAAGCCUUAAAUGUCACAGUAGUUAUCCUCUACUUACCGUAACUGACUUUCUUUGCCAGGAUCCCAAAUUAAGUGUGGCUUCAUUGUGAGUAAGAGUUUCUUUUUCUUUUCCCUGAGCUUUGAUUGAUUUGAAAACUGUACUGUCAAAUCAUUGGGCAUUGUUAAUAUGUAUAGGCAGUGGGAAUGGGUGAUAUUGUCUUAAAUGGAAAUAUUAAGGCAAUAUUGCCACUCAUACCUGUUCAUAAAUCACCCAUCCUACUGUCUCAAAUGUUGCCUAUCUAUCGAGGAAUUAAGAUGAUUUUAAGAGUAAAAUAUGAAUAGUAUUUAGCAGAAUUACUAGGUAUAUAGAACAGGGCUGUAGCAGUUAUUUUAAAGUAUUUGGACUGUGUUUUAGUUAUACUUAAUAAAUAUCCUGAUAUAGUUUAAUUUAUUUUUUUGGACCACUGCAUCCUGAAGCCAUAGGUGAUUUCACAUUAGGUGCCAUAGUUGACACACAUUGACGCAGACAAACUGACAACUGUAAACUCAUUGUCUGCACUCAGAGGCAAAUAAGAGGUUUGCAUCUAUGCUUUUAUCUGAUGUCUUUCACAACGCCAAGCAUUUUUUCCCUCUCCGAGUUGUUCUCCGAACACAGUACAGGUCAAAAGAGAGAAAGAAUGGCGAGAUGAUGUGUCAUGUGUCAUGAGAAAGACAGCUGAGAUGCAAGCCGUACCUUUUCUGUAUUUUGGUUUUCAUACUUGAUGGCAGUUUAUUUUAUUUCCUGGCUCUCAUUUUUGAUGUGCCUGCCCCUUGAAGCUGCUAUUGAAUUUUAUCUUAACUCACACUAGUAUGAUUUGUGUGUGCGUGUGUAUGAAUAGUAAUGAUGUAUGGGCUGUAUCAGUGAAAAUAAGUUCCUAUUUAUGGGAUGGGUGAAGGAAGGGUGAAAAUUGCCACCACUCUAAUGCUGGUAAACAGGUUAAAGACUGUUUGUCUAUUUACCAAACAAUAUAUUUGGAGAUGAUUCUAAAUAUACAUUAACUGACGAGUGUUCAAAGUGGCAGAGUGAUUUUCUGGAGUCUGUCCCACUGUGGCUUAAAGACAGACACCUUCUAGGCCUGUUUGGUCUCUUAACUUCAAGUCAACAGCCACUGAGUGAUAACACUAAACAAUUAGACAGACCUGUCCUGUUCAUUUUGAACUGCCUCGUUACAGCCCAACAUAGUCAGGUUCUACAGUUUCAUAUGAAGUGCCUCCACUGGGCUUAGUAUGGAGAAACGUGUGAAUGGACGCUUGAGUGUGUGUGUAUGUUAAGCUUGGGUACUUGCACACAGGUGUGCACGAAGUUAAUCUCUGAUGGGGGACCAAGCCUCUUAGUGUAACUACUGAUACUGUGUCAUGGACUGAAGUCCUGAAGUGUGCCACGAUUCCUAGACACUGUCGGGAUGUGUGAACUGUUUGCUGCUGACUCACUGACCAAAGUGACCAAGCGUCCCUCUCUGUAACCACCCCCGGCCAAAAGCCUCGGCAAGCUUGUAGUGGGAACUGAUGUUCUAACAGUAAUAAGCAUCAAUCUGGUGACAAAGCAGAGCUGCUGCCCUCAUUUGAAUGGUUAGAGAAAAUCUUGUGAAGUGAAAGUUUAAAGAUGUGAACAGAGCAUAAAAAAAAAUCUAGAGUGAGUGGUUCCUGUCUGCACAGUACACCCCAACUUUUUUUUCCUCUAAGCAAGAUUCAGAUGUGGUUCCAACCAGAACUUACUGUAUGUUUUGUGGUUCCAUUUCACAAUAUUAUUAUUCCCAUGCAGAAAUCUUGUCACCCACAGUACACGUCAAUAUGCACUGUAAGAGUCUGGUCUACUUAAGCACAUUGCAGCUCAUGUUAGUUGACGCAGAUGGCAAUAUUUAUUGGGGCACAGCUAUGUAACAACUCUCUCUAGAUUUAUUUUUACUCCAGUUAAUGAUCGUCUUUGAUUAUCAAAGAUCAAGCAUGUGAAUGGUGGUGGAUGGGGGGGCUUACUUUCUCUACUUUGUGAAAAUGUGAUAUUCCAGUUUUGCCUAACCUUCAGGAAUAAAAUGUCUUGCACAAACAUUCCCCCUAACCAAAAUAAAGUUUGCAAACACAAA